AUCAAAACAGCGGUAAACACAGUUGGGGGUGUACGCAGUAGCUCUUUAGAAAUCGGUGUCUUUCCUGUGCCUGCUUUGCCUGUGCCUGCUUUGUCUUGUUUUUCGAAGAAGUAAAGACAAAGGCAGCGAGUAUAGCUCGAGGUUAAUAACCUAAAGACUGCUCAGUAAAGUGAACAGGACAAGCAGAGAGCAAUUUUCUUCUCGGAAUUUGAUCUCGGAUCAGACGCUUGGAAUUGAAACCGUUCACCGGAUCAUCAGGCGCCGAACGAUCGGUAAGCUGCAAGCAUGUCGCAAUCUAAACAUACGGCUGCAGGCGAUUCCGGUAACGACGGGGGGCCGUUAGACCACCAGGACAAUGUUCAGCGUACGGCCGGAUUUACCAGGCGUCAGCAGUUUCCGAUGCCUGAGCCGGACGAUGAUGACGACUUUGAGGACAGUGGCGAAGGUACGGAUGACGCAACCGAAGACGAGUAUGCCAGCAGUCAACACCUGGAAAUAAAGGAACAGAUGUAUCAAGACAAACUAGCUAACUUGAAAAAGCAAGUUCAAGAGGUUAAACAUCAAACGCAUGCGGAGUACAUGAGGCGUUUGCGGUUUCUACAGGAUGAGCUAGAAGAUCGCUUGGUGCUGAACGACUGCUCGCAGGACUACCAAACUAGCUGCGCUGAGCGGGACUGCAUUCUGGAGAAGAACGCCGCCUCCAAGGAGUACGAAGAGAAGAAAACGGAGCUUAAGGAGAAUGUUGUGAACGAUCUGGAGGACAGGAAGAAGAUGAUCGAGCACGAGUUCUCGACGAUGGAACUAAAUAGCGACUCCAUCGACGUUAAGCCGACUGUGACGCGCAAGCUGCGCCGCCGUCCAAACGAACCGCUACCGGUACCUGAAAAGAGGCGUAAACCGACCACCGGUCAACUAAUCUUUCUCCUCGACGACAAGGAGGUUGAGAACGAUCUGAAGCUGAUCUCGCGCGGGAAACCUAUCUCUGGUCGCUUGCAUCAGGCCAACGGUGGGGCAACGUCCGGUGGUGCCAGCAACAGUGGUGCCAGUGGCAGUGGUGGAACUGGCACCAGCGGCAGCAACAUAUCGUCUUCUGGGACGAACAGCAGUGGUGCAGGCGUUAGCCAUUCCGCCGCUUCCGGAUCCGUGUCUUCAAGUGUCGUUUUACGUGCCAACGAGUCCGGUAUGGAACAAAAUGGGGCCUCGUCCAACGACAGAGCACAAAGUCUGAACCAAUCGUUGACCAGCGCCCAGUAUUCAUCGGGGCAGCAGCAGUCGCACCAACCACUGAUGGAAACGCGUAUCGAGGACGGAAAGCUGUUGCACGAGCGUCGCUGGUUCCACCGUGGCCAGCCGGUCUUUGUGGAAGGCAAAGAUCUGUCUCGCUUUUCGGCCAACAUCUCCGCUAUCGGUAGCGAGGCGAUUUGGGUGAAGAAGACACUCGAUGGUCAAAAGGUGCGCAUCUUCUUGUCACACCUACGCCGCAAUAAGGUGUCCAUCAAGCGUCGCGCCAACUAAUUUUACACCACACGGCUCACCGUGUUCGACACGCCUGUACAACCAAGCAGGGUUUUUGCGUCACGCGAAAACAGUAUUCUCCCCGUUUCCCGUGUCGGUCUCCUGUCGGCACGACAUCAUAUCGCAUACAUAUCUUUUGACAUAUUGCUUAGUACUCUACCAGUGUACACUAUUUUUUAAUUAUUGCUUGCUUACUUGUACAUACUUCUAUUUCAUUAUCAUGAGAACAAUAUGUUUUAUUCUCGGGUUUUUUUCCCGUAACAAUGGAACAUUAUUUAUUUUUGGGAAAAACUUCCAAUGAAUAUCCAAUGAAUGUUUUCGAUUCCAAUGAACUUGUUUGUUCUAUAUCAUUUCAUAUCAAUGAUAUGGAUAUCGGUUUUACCUGAUUGUCGAACGUGGCGAUCUGACUGACGCAUCACUUAUAUUUCUCACAUGAUUAUUGGUAAUUAUUUUUCAAAUGAUUUAUUUGAAUGCUUGAAUCGCGAUCAUUGCAAUGAUAUUAUUCUUUCGUACCAUGCUGAACGAUGGUGUGUUGUUCCGGUGUUAGCCAAGAAAAUGUGGAACAAAUGAACUCGCUGAACAAAUGGUUGGUGUCGCCAGAAAAGUCCAGUUCGGGAUGAAACUGUGGCGCGCGAUACUCUUUGCCGGCUUCCGGUCGCAGACCACCUUGCCAGGAUACUAGAGUCGUGCCGUGUGAAAACGAUACAAUCGCGAGUAUGAACUGCGAAUCGAAUCUGAUUGAACAUUCGCCUUAUGCAAUUGGAGUACCAAGCAUAAGGAACAAACCAGAAAAAGAAACAUACAGAUUGCGCCUCGUGUGCCUGGGAUCCGAAAUAAUUAAGUUUCUCUGAUACCAGUUUCAAUUUCAAAAAAGGCAGUUUGUAAUGUUCAAUAAAACCAAUAGAAAACCAAAACUGCGGUAAAAGUGAUCCUGCCAUUGGCCCCGAAAUCUUGCUGAGCAACAGUUUUGAUUACCCUAUCUUUGUCGUACUGUUUACAUUGGUCUCUCGCGUGCAAUGUAUUUCAAGGCGCAGACUGGACCCAUGCGGAAU
This is a messenger RNA of Anopheles cruzii, 2567 nucleotides long. Its product is annotated as sin3 histone deacetylase corepressor complex component SDS3-like. The coding region runs from base 286 to 1515 and encodes 409 amino acids. Gene Ontology annotation, biological process: negative regulation of transcription by RNA polymerase II. The transcript is spliced from 5 exons. Gene Ontology annotation, cellular component: Sin3-type complex. The record is from RefSeq and is a predicted model, not a curated record. Gene Ontology annotation, molecular function: histone deacetylase binding. Lineage: Eukaryota; Metazoa; Arthropoda; Insecta; Diptera; Culicidae.